Messenger RNA from Drosophila takahashii, 4510 nucleotides. RefSeq names its product zinc finger protein 845. Gene Ontology annotation, cellular component: nucleus. Gene Ontology annotation, biological process: regulation of transcription by RNA polymerase II. The record is from RefSeq and is a predicted model, not a curated record. Gene Ontology annotation, molecular function: DNA-binding transcription factor activity, RNA polymerase II-specific; RNA polymerase II transcription regulatory region sequence-specific DNA binding. NCBI's taxonomy places the organism in Eukaryota, Metazoa, Arthropoda, Insecta, Diptera, Drosophilidae.
GUGACCUCGCGACGCCGCAAACAAAAUGGCUCUGAUUCUUGCAGAAUAGAAAAAGUUUUAGUUUUUGCCAUAUUUUCCGAUGCCGUAGUGGGCCAAUAGCAGAUGCAAACGGACCAAGUGACGCGUGUGCGAUUGCAGCGACGGUGAAGAUGGAAGCUGGUGUCCGGAAUACCUACGAAGAGCCCCACAAAGUGAAAAACCAGGCAGUUGUCUUCUUGGCCAAUUUGGCGUAGGAUACGAAAACUAGUUCUCACGCACACACGCACUCACACACUGAAGAAGACGCCAGUUGUCGCACAGCACAAAAACCUCUUCUCUUCGCUGGCCAAAAAUGGAGGGCAUGGAUCUGUGGACGUCGAUGUUCUCCUCGGAUUUCGAGGAGGGUGAGCCGGAGGGCGGGGAGGCGGAGCUGGAGGACGGCGAGCAGUACGGCAAUGGCAACGAUGAUUUCCUCGGCGAUUCGGAGAUCCUGGAUGCGGCAGAUGCCAUCGAUGACCUGUUGGAUGGCGAAGACGACGAAAGGGAGGAGGAGGAGGAGGGCGAGGAUGAGCACUACGGAAAUGUGGCCAAGGGACCCAAGCAACCCGAUCCCGAUGACGAUGCCCUCUUCGACUUCGACAUGGAACCCAUUGUCAGCAUAGCGGAGCCACAGCAUCCGGUUUUGGCUCCAGCUGGACCAAUGGGCCAGCAAUUGCGACCCACCAUGCAGCGCCACUCGUUUCCCGGCGCUGUGGGUCGUCCCCGCUUGGGUGCCGGCCCCUCUGUGCGGCCCACCACCUCGCAGAUCAAUGCCACGGAUGAGAACGGAGUGCCCAUUAACUACGAGCUGGGCGUGGUCUACAUAUGCCCCGCCUGCGGCGGAGAGUUCCGGCAGCAGGAUCACUGGAAGCGGCACAUGAACCACAUCCACAAGUACAACACGCUGCGCGGCCUGAACUUCACGCCGCUGGACAAGCUGUAUCAGCGCUGCAAGGAGUGCAACAAGCGGAUCGCCAUGCACAGCCGGGAGAAUCUGCUGAAGCACAAGUUCACGCACCUGCCGUUCCGCUGCACCAAGUGCUACAUCUGCAAGCGGGAGUACAAAUACAGGCAAGAUCUAAUGGUGCACCUGCGCAUGGUCCACUGCGACGAAGUGGUGGCCAUGAUGCGCGAGGGUUACAAUGCUGCGGGACGCAAGACACGAGUUCGGGAAUCGCGCACCGAGCAGUUGCAGCGGGAGAAGAGCUUCCGGGAGAAUAAUGAGUUUGGCGAGGACGAUGAUCGCAUUGAGGUGCGGAACGAGCUGCUCGAACCGGAUGGCGAUGAGUCUGGCCUCCUGGAGCCUUUGCCCGACAAGGAGGCCAAGAAGAAGCCAACCAGCAAUCGAGGAGCAGCCGAACUGUGCGAGGACUACAUACACUACAUGUGCCCCGACUGCGGCACCGAGUGCGACACCCACGCCCAGUGGAGCCAGCACAUCGAGUUCGUCCACGACUAUGUCAGCCGGCGGGGACUUAAUUUCCGGAGCGUGGACAUGCAGAUGCAGUGCCUCGAGUGCAAAAAGAUUGUGAUGCCCAACACCAUCAAAUCACUGCGCGCCCACAAGUUUAGCCAUUUGUCGCAGCCCGAGUGGCUGCGCUGUAAACUGUGCUACAAGGGAUACACGGAUCAUCAGGAAGUGAUCAGGCAUCUGCUGCAGCACCACCACAUGGACAAGCUGAUGUCGGAAGACGCCGAGGAGGAAGAUAGUGAAGCUCCAGUGAAUAUAUUGGAGGACGAAUGCUUGGAGGACAAUGGAAACGGCGAGGGAAAUGGCGCCACCUUGGACGAAGACUCGCCCUACUUUGAAGACGCCCCCCGACGCGGCGGUCGCAUCAGCAGCGACGACAUUUUCGAGCCGCACAUCGACUACCUCUGUCCGCAGUGCGGCAAGGAGUUCAUGGAGAAGAAGCACUGGCGCACCCAUGUCGUAAUGGCGCACAGCAUGAACGAUCUGACCAAGCUGAACUUCGAGAUGAUCAACGAGCGGCAGCUGAAGUGCACAGCGUGCGACAAGAUCAUCACCAAUGCGUAUGGCAUCCAGAAUGCCCAGCAGCACAGGAUCACGCAUCUUCCGUUCAAGGCGUACGCCAGGUGUCGCAAGUGCCACAAAUCCUACACGGAUAGGAAGGGUUUGGUAAAACACCUGGCUACCUAUCAUCGCGUGGGAGGGCCACAAAAGAUGGGAGUAGCUGCGCCACCACUGGAUCCCAAAUUCGCGCCCUCCAAGAACCCCAUUAAGCAGAUCGUGACGGUGGCCAAUGAAACGUUUGAGAUAAUCUACCUGGAUGACGUUGACCAGGGCAGCAUGGAGGAGGAAAAUGACUUUGGCGAGCAGAUGCAGGCGGACGAGGAGGACUUCCCCAUUGCACCGCCUCCACCACCGCCAGCGCCGCCGACGCAAAGUAACCAUCUACGCUACAAGUGCGCCCACUGCGCCUCCCUCUUCCCCACGCAGGCGGCCGUGCGGACUCACCUCGUCGAGACCCGCUGCCGAAAGAUAACGCUCAAGAGGCGGCGACAGACAAUGAUGCACUCACGAGCAGCGGACCCAUCUGUUCCCACCGUGGAGCAGAACUACAUCUUCCUGUGCCCCUCCUGCGGCCAGGAGUACAAGACCCAGUUCGAGUGGCGCCGUCACAUCAACGAGGUGCACAACUUUGACAAGCGCCAGUACCUAAACAUGCGGCAGCUGGACAAGUUUCGCUACCAGUGCACCCAGUGCAAGGACAUUGUGUGCAAUUCGAAGCUGAAGGGCUUGCAGGACCAUCACUUCCGCCAUCUGCCCUACCGACUGUAUUUGAAGUGCCUGAUCUGCGGCACCUGCUACAAUCACAAGCCGAACAUAGCUGCACAUUUGAGGGCCCGCCACAGCAUCUACGACCGGGAGACGCCGGUGAUGAUUACCAAACCGAAGUAUACAUAUAGCCGCUACAAGGAUAACAGUAGGGAGAAGCCCAGGUUGCCCUCUCCUCCACCGGCAGCGCCUUCUCCGCCGGGCUGCUCCUCAUCUGCUGCCUCUGCGGCCAGCAGUCGUUCCCUGAAACCCCAGCCUGGCGGCCUACCCACUCGACCCGCUGGUCUAAACACGCUGGAGGACAGCAUUUCGUACCACAAUGCCGUGGACUUGGACUUCAUCACGUACUUCUGCCCCAAGUGCAAUCAGAACUUCGACUCGCAUGCCUUCUGGCGCAAGCACAUCGUGGAGCAGCACAACUUUAACAGCCGCGAGGGCCUCAACUUCCGGCAGAUCGACAACCAUCACUACCUGUGCCUGGAGUGCUACAAGCGGGUGACAGUGACCCACACCAAGGGCGCCAUCGGCCAGCUGCAGUCGCACAAGUUCCGCCAUCUGCCGCACCGAUCCUUCAAGUGCUUGACCUGCGACGGCGAGUUUGUGCGCAAGCAAAUGUUCUUCAAGCACCUGAAUCGCGACACCAAUCGAUGCGACAACCGCCCGCAGCGGGAUUUGGAUGACGAGGAGGCCGAGCAGGAGGGGCAGCUGAGCUCCAUCUACCACCUGGCGUGUCCGCAGUGUGGUGACAACUUCACAACCAACAGCAAGAAGCAGUGGCGCGAGCACAUCAACGAUUACCACGGUCUCACCAAGCUGGAACUUUUGCACAUGAGCAAGGUGGGCGAGGAGCUUUAUCGGUGCCAGGACUGUGACGAGGAGUUGCAGACAAAUCGCCAGUGGGUGCUGCAGUUCCAUCGAUUCCAGCACCUGCCCCACGCGGCCUACAUCCGUUGCAAACUGUGCAAGCAGGGCAGUGAGGCGGGCUCAGCAACGGCGGGGGAGUUGCACAGCCUUCGUGAGCUGCAGCAGCACCUCCGUAAGCACCAUCCUGUGGUGGGAGAAAACGAGAUGAUACUGCUCCGAGAACAAAUCGCCAUUGAGGAAAAGGAGCAGGAGGAGGCCACGGAACUGCCUGCAGACGGGGAAAACCAGGCCGCCGAGGAUUCAGGACCCUAUAUGCCGUUGCCGCCGCAUUUAUUGGACGAUGGCGAUGACGUGGAAUUCGAGGACCAGUAUCUGCUCGGUUAAAAAUUGGAAUCAUACGAAUUUUUCCGAUUUAUUCGACAAAAUAUCCUAGGGGCAGAAUGUAAUCUCUUCACAAUACCAAGCAUUUUCGUCUUAAAUAAGGAGCUUAUAUUGGUUUGGAAUCUCAAUGCCAUUCAAAAAUGGGUUUGAAAAUUAGUAUUAAUUCUGUCAUUUCAAACAUUUUUAGGGAGAAACUUAAGUGUCAUUUCUUUUACUAGUGUAUAACUUUUAAAUAAUUUCUCGAAGUGAAAUUGUAAAAAAAACAUGUGUCACGGCAGCUAACGCAUAAUUGUACAUUUUAAACUAAUUUUCCGAAUUCGAUUUGUAGAAAUAUUCAAACAUAGACAUUUAAAAUCUACUGGUCAUAUAUAUAAAACUAUAAAUUCAAAAAUAAUCACAUUUGUCUACCGUUUCCCAAAAAAUAGUGCCAAAAUACAAAUCGAAUUCGCU